Pecten maximus is the source of this 5444-nucleotide messenger RNA. RefSeq lists its product as uncharacterized. The transcript is spliced from 19 exons. Lineage: Eukaryota; Metazoa; Mollusca; Bivalvia; Pectinida; Pectinidae. Gene Ontology annotation, cellular component: extrinsic component of cytoplasmic side of plasma membrane. The record is from RefSeq and is a predicted model, not a curated record. Gene Ontology annotation, molecular function: protein binding. Bases 568 to 2760 code for a protein of 730 amino acids. Gene Ontology annotation, biological process: positive regulation of voltage-gated calcium channel activity; skeletal muscle contraction; positive regulation of protein localization to plasma membrane.
AUGACUAGGGAUGGAGGGUUUAUCAUAAUGAAUGAACGAUCACACAAAAUGAUGCUGUGAACGUCUAUCCCAGGUAGACUGUCGCGUAUGAUGUCACUUCCUCUUUCAUCUCACGUGACCUUCUGACAUGCCAAAAUCACACAGCGGUAACCGCCCCAAUCCCCCUUCCUUCCUCCCCCUUAGUAUUAGGCUGAUUGGUCGUAGCCCACCUGAGCUCCAAGCUAUGCCCACCCACUUUUUUUCUUGGCAGUAACGAGGAGCAACAAGGCUCUAUCAUUACACAGACAUGUUGGUAAACAUACCAACCAGGAUUUCGUACACCUCGAUCAGGAUCCUAUGAAAGCUUGUUUUCGUUGUGUUAUAGACCUUGAUGUCAUUGCCAAGUCAAACAUGUGAGCAGGUCACGGCAGUCAGACAUCCGGGAGUGCAUAUAAGCUGUGUUCGAUGAGGUGUGAAAUGGAUAUCUACUGUGUUCAGUGACGCGUGAAAGGGAUAUCUAUGCUGUGUUGAUUUGGUUGUGGAUAUAUCUAUUGUGUUCAUCAAAGCGUGACUUAAAAACCAACCAUCAUGACUUCCACACAUCAGGCCAAAGGAUGUUACGCCGAGUUUACCCAUCCUGCUCUCAAAGACCAUAUCAACCAAAAUAACACGUCUGCUCUGAAGCUGGCCAUUCUCGUGGCAGAAUUUGCACAACAAAUGGCCGCAGCCCACGAACACUUCUCAAAAGAAAUCCAAUCUGUAAUAUCAUCAUUCCGCAGGAAAAACUACGAACUGCUGAAAGAAAGGCCAGUAGACACCCCAUCAUCUAUAUACAAUGCCUGGGAGACCCUGCUUCAGGAAACAGAGCUUGAUGCUCAGGCCCACCUGGAUGCUGCAAGCUUGUUGAUAAAAAGUGUGUAUAAGCCGCUAGAGGAAAUGGCCACAUACAAACAGAGUCAGGCUCAGCGUCUGAACGUGUUUCGGGAACACUUUGACAACACUUUACACAAAGUUCAGAACCAACUAGAACUGGCAGAAGAGGAGUAUCGUAGUUCCUACUCACAGUACCAAGAGUGUAGUACACCUAUAUCCCGGGAAAAUGCCAAAGUACAGUUCUAUAAUGCACACAACGAAUAUGUGUUCCAAAUCAGGGCUUCCAACAGAACUAUAGACGAAUUUCAAAUGGUUAUACCAAAGGUUUUAGAGGAACUAGAAGAGAUUUAUAUAGACACCAGUAAUACCGUAAAUGUGGCGAUAGAGAGCCAUGCUCUUCUACUGUUGACAAAGGCCAAUGAACAACACAAGCGAUUUGAGGAGCUGCUGAAGGUCUGUCGACAGGUCAACCCUCAGUUAGAUAUAUCAUGGUAUGUCGAGGCCCUCAACCCGGAGUGUCCUCGGCUAGAACUUCAUCACCCUUGCUUCCAACCAGCUGACAUCGCCAUUAUCAACUCAGAGGAAUCUAUGAAGAACACAUUGAUUGUUGAUCGGCAUACUGAAGUAACACUGUAUGAGCGACGAUGUCGUCUCCAGAAAGAGGCAGCAGAGUUAACCUCCUACAUCAAACAGAACCAGGACAUCACACACACACUUGUAAAUAUAUGUCAAAGAAACUUAGCCAAUCACCUGUACGCAAAAGUAUAUGAGACACAAGAAGAUAUGUGUCGAAAACGAAAUGAAAUACGAAUAGCUAACAUGCAAUUGGCCGCAGUGAGAGCACAGAUUGACCUGUUCACAUCAAAACAGAAUGGCUCAGUGGAGGACAUGUCGGACAAGAAAUCAGCGGCUUCUAUCAAGGGCAUGUGGAAAAAAGCUGUCAAAAACCUCAAAACUGCAUCAGAAACCAAAAUAAUAAAGAAAGGCAGUUUUAUUAAAAAGAAGCAGAUCUCCACAGAAGCAGAGGAACCAGAGCCAGCACCAUCAGGAGAAAUUGAUCCGGUAUACAGUUUACUGAAGUGUGCAGCUGAUCUACCAAAGGGUGGCCCCAAGGCAUGCGGUGUUCACAGUCAGUGUUCCGGCCACCAUAGUUCUAUACGACGAGGCAGCCCCGGGGCGGGGGGAGACAGCAGCGGAAACACCUCCAAAACUUCCAGUCCGUCGUCAUCAGCGAGCCACAGUCCUAAAGGUCGUCGAAAAAAAUUGAAUGCUCGCAUGAAGAGUUUCUCCCUGGAUACUCCUGAACCUUCCAAACAUCACCUAGGAAUUGAUGAAAUCACAAAGAAGAAAAGCAGUUCCUUCACUAACACGUGUUUUGGAGCCGGUUCUUCUAGUCCAGGAGACAAAUAUUCCGCAGCCAAUCUACGUAAGAAAUUCGCUGCCAGUGCCAAAACAACAUCCCUUGACAUCGAGGACAAGAAGAGAGGGAGUUUUGUACCGUCGCCAAAGGAAUCUCCAAAAGCACAAAGAAAACAAUCUAAAGAAGCGAACACAACGGUCUAUGUGGCACUGUACAACUUCCGGGGUAAGGAGAAGGAUGACAUGGACCUCAGAGCAGGAUGGAGACUUUUCAUUGUUGAUAGCUCGGAUCCAGAUUGGUGGAAGGGUAAGUGUAACGGGAAAGUUGGCUACUUCCCAGCCAAGUAUGUGGUACCGCUUCAGUUUGCCCAGAGAGUGUACCAGGUCACACAACCCAUGCAUCUUACAGAAGGAGGAAACGGCAUGAAACUGCAUAAAGAUCAGAUUGUUUUACAAGUUGGAGAUGAGGUCGAGAAUGGAAUGAUAUUGGUGAGGUCGGCCAGUAAUAAACAGGCGUUAUGUCCUGUUAAAUACCUCAACGAAGUGUAACCCAUGUAUCGCCCGCCAUCGUGUAAAUACUUCAACGAAGUGUAAACCAUGUUUCACCCGUCAUCGUGUAAAUACUUCAACGAAGUGUAAACCAUGUUUCACCCGUCAUCGUGUAAAUACUUCAACGAAGUGUAAACCAUGUUUCACCCGUCAUCGUGUAAAUACUUCAACGAAGUGUAACCCAUGUAUCACCCGUCAUCGUGUAAAUACUUCAACGAAGUGUAAACCAUGUUUCACCCGUCAUCGUGUAAAUACUUCAGCGAAGUGUAAACCAUGUUUCACCCGUCAUCGUGUAAAUACCUCAACAAAGUGUAACCCAUGUAUCACCCGUCAUCGUGUAAAUACCUCAACAAAGUGUAACCCAUGUAUCACCCGUCAUCGUGUAAAUACCUCAACGAAUUGUAACAAGUCUAUCGCCCGCAGUCGUGUAAAAACUUCAACGAAGUGUCGCCUAACAUCCAUCCUGUAAACACCAAAUUGAAGUGUCACCCAUGUAUUGUCCGACAUCCAUCGUGUAUAUACUUCAACGAAGUGUCACCUGUGUCGCCCGUCAUCGUUUAAAUACUUCAUCGAAGUGUCGCCCAUUCGUCGCCUGAUAUGGUGUGAAUACUUCAUCGAAGUGUCACCUAUGUGUCGCCUGACAUCGUGUAAAUUCCUCAACGAAGUGUCACCUAUGUGACGUGUCGCCUGACAUCCAUCGUGUAUAUACUUCAACAAAGUGUCACUUAUGUGUCGUCUGACAUCGUGUAAAUACUUCAACGAAGUGUCACCAAUUUUUCAUCGCCCAGUAUAUUGUACAUGCUUCAACGAUGUGUAACCCUGUUUCAAUCACUCAGCAAAGUAAACAUACCUCAACAACGUGUUGCCCCUAUUUCGCUGCCCAUUAUCGGGUAUAUGCUACCCAUGUUUAGUUUGUUAUCCCCUAUAUUACCCAUACCUGAACGACAUGUAACCCAUGCAUGCCUGAACGAACUAAAACCCUUUUUAUAUGCCUAUCUAAAGGAUUAUGAUAUGGCGUUGUCCGGCCGUCUGUCCAGCGUAAACCUAUUUCCAUGAAAUUUGGUAGGCUUUGUUUUCAUGUAGCUUUAUCUUUAGUUGUAUUUUCCAGAACGGAAUUUCAAUUCGAAAUUGUUAGAUAAAGUAAUUGUCUUUUGCUUAUUUCACCAUAUAAUCUUGUCCGAAGGUCUGUCUCAGUUAAUGACCACUUUUUUCGCUUCAUAACCAUCAUUUGAAUAUAGAUUCUGAGCAGCAUUUUGAUUGUACAUUAUAAAGAGUUAUUGCUCUUUGUUUAUUCCAGUAUAUUGAUAUUUUUCAGGGAUAUUCUAACUUGGUUUUACAUUAACCGAUCUCUUGGUAGGAUAUCUUGCCAUAUCAUGUAGCUAUGGUUUUACACAGCAUUUUGAUUGAAAAUUCUUUUUGUUAAUUCUGCAUACUUUAUUCAUUUUGAAACAAACGUCAAUGUCACUUUGACGUUGUGCGUAUAUUAAUCCGCGCGCGAUACUCUUGAUUAUCGCCCAACACAGUGGACUUGUAAUCUGUGUUGUGUUGCUCAAAGUGAAAUCCCUGACUUGUAUCAUCACCCGUUACCAAUUUUUACCCAUCCAAUGUUAUCGGGCAGGAUUCUUAAUGUACGAAGAGAUUGGUAUAUCUUUUGUAAAUAUCCUGCGGCAAGUUUCAUCAAUACUCCAUAGGAAAGCAUUGCAAAAUUGAAGAAAUCCUUAACUAUGAUUUUUUCCUGAAAUCCAAUCAAUUCUUUUCCUUUGGAAAUUUUUAAGCUACGGAACUUCCUAAGUUAAGCAACGUUGAUGAAACUGAACCAGAAGACAUGGCUGUCCGUACAUCAAUCUUAGGAGAGAUUACUUCUCAUUAAUUAAUCAAAUUUAAACAGAUCCUGCUAUUUCGAACAAUGUUUCAAAACGGCAAUAUUUGUGAAGAUUGAUGAUUCACCUUGGCAUUUUAAAUAUGUUUACUGUAUAGCCAUAUUUGUUAGAUUUGAUCUGCGCUAUUGGAUUCCUUGAUGUGAAAUUCUGACCUCUAUCUAGGUGGUCAGAGACUCGUUCCUGUAGAGUAUUAAUUCAUUUUUACCAUAUGCUGUCAUUCUCAGGAUAAAUAUGUUAAUUUUCACCGAUUUUAUUGCAUUGACUUAUUGCAUAGUGUAUCUGGAUCACUUUGAAGAGGCAAUGAACACACCAUAAAGUAAUUCUCCCUGAACGAACUCUUUCUUUGUCAAAAUAAAAUAUGGUUCACACUUUUGCUGAACCUGCAUUCCCUAGUCAGAUAUAUAAUCUUCAUAUACAAUAUCUUGUACGUUAAUAGUUCGAUAAAUUUUACAGGGAAUGUAUUACGGGGAUACGUUGUAAUUGUGAUACAUAAAUGGUAUAUGAAACCCAAAGAGUGAUUGUUUGUUGUAUAGGUUAAAUGGGUUGAUGUACCUGACUCGAGUUAUUAAUAUCUCUUGUUAAGUUAUGUUUGGAAAAAUAUGUUACCCAAAGUAAGGAACACCAAAAUAUAGUGCUUAAUUUCUUGAGAUGUUGUAUAUAUACUGAUGUAUUAGCCGUUAAACAUUCCCCUUACCAUUGUUCAAACAUAAGAAUAUGUAUAUAAAUACGAAAAAAAAUGUCUAAAUAAGCUGUUUACCUAAAUGAAUAUAUUCUAACCCGGAAAUGUUGUACACAUUAUGUGCC